AUGCCGGAGUAUAAAUUAUAUUAUUUUGACGCUCGUGGAAGAGCUGAGCCGGCUAGACUGAUCUUGAACUAUGCAAAGAUCCCGUUUGAAGACGUCCGAGUGAGCAAGGAGGAGUGGGAGAAAGUCAAGGGCGAUAAGACUCGUAAGUCUCUCUCCGAGGACCUCAGUGUGUCGGGAAAAUAAUGAGCAAAAUGUCGCGGCGCCAAUCGCAUCGCUGAAGUAAAAAAAGCGCUGAUUUUGCCGCGACACAAGUCAUUUUUUCGGCGGCGAUGCGAUUUUCAAUGCGACAGAGUGCUCAUUAUUUUCCCGACAGACUGAUAGUAGACCUAUUGCGGUGCUUACUAAAUUUUUUCAGUACCAAUUUCAAAAAAACCUAGCGACAUUACGACCCAAUUUUAGGAUUUCCCUAUGGCCAAAUGCCUGUACUUUUGAUCGACGGUACUCCGUUGGCCCAAAGCAAUGCGAUCAAUCGAUAUUUGGCGGUGGAAGCGGGACUGGCAGGGGAAAACAAUUUAGAAAGAGGGCAGAUUGGACAAAUAGAAGAGACCUGCCGCAUCUUCAACGACUCUCUCGGGCUUUACAGAAGGUCUUUGCUGCUGCAAACUCCGAAUCAGGUAUUUUUAGGAGUGUCAUUUUGACAAGGGAAGUGUUCAAAGUGCGUGGCUUAGAUUUUCUUUUAAUUUUGCAUGCACUUCGAGUAUAGACCACAUAUUUAUUGUUGAAAAUUUUAGGCUGUGUUUUGCAGGGACGGCCGAGAUAUUCAACGAUCUUUGCGAAGGGAGAAAACACACGAUUUGGUUAUAUCGUUACCGGUUUAGCGCGAAAAAGAAUUAAUUUUUUGUGGAAAAAUUAUAUUCUACGGUAACGUCAAAAUUUUUACAAAAGCGUCACAUUUUUCUUGAACUUUCAGCCGAAAACUCUUGGUCGUUUCUGGAAGGCGAAAACUUGGAAUAUCAUAUACUCUUUACACAAGAGUUAAUCUUAAUUUCUCCCAUGUUUCAUCAAAAUCUGAGCGUCGCAGCUAGAGCACUUUUCCUGUGAAUUUAUGCACAUAAUAUUAUAAAAAAUUAAAAUUCCAGGAGACUCUCUUCAACAAUUUAUUCGUGCCCACCUGCGAAAAACAGCUUCCAGUGAUUGAGGAGCACAUAACGAGCAACGGCUUCUUCCACUCCUCCGGUGUGACCUACGUGGACUUGUUUUUCGCCGACCUUUUCAAGACCUUCUACAGCCUGCAUCAAGAUAUUUUGGGGAAGUAUCCGAAGUUGGUUGAGCACAUGAACAAAGUUCAUGCGCUCCCCGAACUGCAAGAGUAUUUGAGCAAACGAGGGGAGAACAAGUUUUGA
Bursaphelenchus xylophilus (pine wood nematode) is the source of this 1343-nucleotide messenger RNA. NCBI's taxonomy places the organism in Eukaryota, Metazoa, Nematoda, Chromadorea, Rhabditida, Aphelenchoididae. The record is from the annotation of a GenBank genome assembly.